ACGACGUCUGCGAAGAUGGCUGCUGCGUCUUCACCUGAUUCCGACAGCGGCCUAGCUGAGAGCAAUGAGGCCAAUUCGAAAUGGCUGGACGCGCACUACGACCCCAUGGCCAACAUCCAUACCUUUUCCGCCUGCCUGGCCCUGGCAGAUUUGCACGGGGACGGAGAGUACAAGCUGGUGGUGGGAGAUCUUGGCCCUGCUGGGAAGCAUCCCCGUCUGAAGGUGCUCAAAGGACCAACAGUGCUGGCAGAAAACCCAUUGCCUGCUCUGCCAGCUGCUGCUGCUGCCUUCCUCAUGGAGGAACAACACGAGACCCGGACUCCAGCUCUGGCACUUGCUUCAGGCCCAUGUGUCUACAUAUAUAAGAAUCUUAGGCCCUACUUCAAGUUCAGUCUUCCCCCUUUAUCUUUAAACCCUCUGGAACAAGACCUUUGGAACCAAGCUAAGGAGGACCGGAUAGACCCCUUGACCCUAAAAGAGAUGCUGGAGGGCAUCCGGGAGAAGGCAGAGGUGCCUUUGUCUGUACAGUCACUCAGGUUUCUGCAUCUAGAGCUGAGUGAAAUGGAGGCAUUUGUGAACCAACACAAGUCCAAGACCAUCAAGCGGCAGACAGUCAUCACCACCAUGAUCACCUUGAAGAAAAACCUGGCUGAUGAGGAUGCCGUGUCAUGCCUGGUGCUGGGCACUGAGAACAAAGAGAUCCUAGUACUGGACCCUGAAGCCUUCACCAUUUUGGCCAAGAUGAACCUUCCCAGCGUCCCAGUCUUCCUGGAGGUUUCUGGCCAGUUUGACGUAGAGUUCCGGCUUGCAGCUGCCUGUCGAAAUGGGAACAUCUAUAUCCUGAGAAGAGACUCCAAGCGCCCCAAGUACUGCAUUGAGCUGAGUUCCCAGCCUGUGGGGCUUGUCCGGGUACACAAGAUCCUGGUGGUGGGCAGCACCCAAGAUAGUCUGCACGGCUUUACUCACAAGGGUAAGAAAUUGUGGACUGUGCAGAUGCCUGCCGCCAUCCUGACCAUGAACCUCCUAGAGCAGCGUUCCCGGGGUCUGCAGGCUGUCAUGGCAGGGCUGGCCAAUGGAGAGGUCCGUAUUUACCGUGACAAGGCUCUGCUCAACAUCAUCCGCACCCCGGAUGCAGUGACCAGCCUUUGUUUUGGCCGCUAUGGGCGGGAGGACAACACCCUUGUCAUGACUACUCGAGGUGGUGGCCUGAUAAUUAAGAUCCUGAAGCGCACAGCAGUGUUUGUGGAGAGCACAGGCGAGGUGGGUCCCCCACCAGCCCAAGCCACAAAACUUAAUGUGCCCCGAAAGACUCGGCUCUACGUGGAUCAGACACUGAGAGAACGGGAGGCUGGCACUGCCAUGCACCGGAGCUUCCAGACAGACCUCUACCUGCUGCGCCUCCGGGCAGCCCGCGCCUACGUGCAGGCCCUUGAGUCCAGCCUGAGCCCCGUGUCGGCCACAGCCUGGGAACCGCUCAAGCUGCAUGCUGUGGUCCAGGGCCUGGGGCCCACCUUCAAGCUCACGCUUCAUCUGCAGAACACCUCAACAGUCCGCCCUGUGACAGGGCUGCUGAUCUGCUUCCUGUACAACGAGGCACUCUAUGCCCUGCCUCGGGACUUCUUCAAGGUCCCCUUGCUGGUGCCAGGGCUCAGCUACCCUCUGGAGACCUUUGUGGAGAGUCUCAGUAACAAGGGCAUCUCAGACAUCAUCAAGGUACUGGUGCUCCGGGAAGGCCAGAGUGCACCCCUGCUGAGUGCCUACAUCAACAUGCCUGUGAGUGAGGGGCUGGAAGCCGCCUGAGCCCUGGGCCAGUGUUCAGGCCCCUGCCGAAUGGAGUCAGCAAGAUCCAUCAGCCACUUUCACUGAGCUGGGUGGGUUGGGCCACUCCCCAUGCAGCAGUGUGCUGGGGCGCCAGCUUCCCACUCCUCUCCUGAGCAUCCCCUGCUCACCACUCCUGCCAUGGGGCUAUAGCAGCAGCUAGUGAGUAUAAGAAGGCCUGGCUCCUUUCUCAGAACAUGCCCUGGUAUUGUUCCAGAGGCAGCUUCUGCUGCCCACUGCCUCCCAGUACUUCCCAGAAACCUCACCCAGUCCCAAGGAAGAGUUCUGAGCUGUCGAGAUGAAAAGAGGACACUGACUCUUUUUCUUUUCCACUUCCCUCUGGCACCCCACUCACCUCCUGCUGCAGGCCAAGGCCAGAAUUGGAUGAGAGCCUGGCCUGAUAAGUCAGAGGCUUUUCUUGGGUGAGACUGAGCCCCCUGUCAGCCUGGGGUUCCACUUUCUGUUCAGCAACCCACCGAAGGAAUGCCAUCUCCCCAUAGGGCACCUUUACAAAGGCUUGGACCCUGCCACCACCUCAGGGCUCCAAGGCCCCACCAGCAGGUUGCCAGAGGAAGAAGUGGCGCAGGAGGGCAGAGGGUGCCCAUGUGCACUCCCAGAGACCACACAGCAUCUGCUCCUGACCUGGAUGCUCAUGCUCAAAAAGAGCAUCUGUGGAAAGAAAAGUGGAAUUAGGUAGAGCAGAGGCAGGCAGCACCAGAAGAGGCAUUUCUGGGAUUAGGGGAAGGGCUGGGGAGACAGAAGCCCUAAAGUGCCCAUCAGACUGCCCUUCUGUGCCUGGGAGUCCAAAUCAGCCCUGAGGGUGGAAAGUUCACUGGGCAGCAGCCAGAGCAAGAGAAUUGGCUGGCACAGAGGUGAGGCUGGAGUUUAAGCAAAGGCUCAGUUUAGACCUAAAUGCUCAAAACCCUCAAGCCCCUCAUGCCUGCUGAGUCCCUGGGAAGUCUUGCCAGUGCUCCUCACAGGCCACAGGAGUCACCUGGGAGCCAGCAGCCUUGCUCUUGGAAACCUACAUCUUUCCCCAUCUGACCAGGUGUGGCCUGAUGUGUGGCACACGGCUCAGGCUUGCAGGAAGUAACGAGAUUCCUCUGUGUUUCCGGUCUCCCCUCAUGUAAAAUGAGGCAGUUUCUGAACUGUUUUUAGCUCUGACACCCCAUGGGCUUUGCACCCCCUCUGGCAGAAAGGAGGAGUUGGCCCAGAAAAGUGAUACUGGACAGGAACAACUGCACAGCUUUUGCCCUCAAGACCAAGGUCUCUACCAGGCAUGGUGGCCCACACCUGUAAUCCCAGCAACUUGGGAGGCUGAGGCAGGAAGAUCACAAGUUCAA
Molecule: messenger RNA, 3161 nt
Organism: Marmota flaviventris (yellow-bellied marmot)
Lineage: Eukaryota; Metazoa; Chordata; Mammalia; Rodentia; Sciuridae
Gene: Bbs1
Product: Bardet-Biedl syndrome 1
Biological process (GO): protein localization to cilium; non-motile cilium assembly
Cellular component (GO): axoneme; centrosome; BBSome
Molecular function (GO): patched binding; smoothened binding
Source: RefSeq, a predicted model, not a curated record